This is a messenger RNA of Trematomus bernacchii (emerald rockcod), 1204 nucleotides long. RefSeq names its product CDGSH iron-sulfur domain-containing protein 3, mitochondrial-like. Gene Ontology annotation, molecular function: 2 iron, 2 sulfur cluster binding. The transcript is spliced from 3 exons. Gene Ontology annotation, cellular component: intracellular membrane-bounded organelle. The coding region runs from base 251 to 574 and encodes 107 amino acids. NCBI's taxonomy places the organism in Eukaryota, Metazoa, Chordata, Actinopteri, Perciformes, Nototheniidae. The record is from RefSeq and is a predicted model, not a curated record.
GGUUUGAGCUCGCGAGCUGAUCACCUGAAGCGACCCAGCAGCAGCCAUGUUGUAACUUUUACUGAAGUCCUUCCAGCUUUCAGAGAGGCAGCUGUCUGUAAAGUCUGGGAUUCCUCCUCCUGUGUAAAAAGCAGAAGAUUUACGACUUCAACACUCAAACUUGAAAUGAGCGUGAGCAGCUUUCUAGUCACCGCAAUGCGGAGAGGAUGCACGCGGACCUUAAGACGACCUUUUCCCAUGCAUUGAUGUGAUGGUUGUUGUGCAGGUCCAGAGCUGCCUGCUGUCCACCCAGCAGCCCAUCCCUGCAGCCCGGCUGCCCUGCAGGGUCAAGGUGUCUGCUGGGAAGCGCUACGCCUGGUGUGCGUGUGGACACAGUAAGAAACAGCCUUUCUGUGAUGGCUCUCACGUUAAAAAAGCUCCGACCAUCCUUCCCCUGCGCUUCACCCCCGACAAGGACCGGACGGUGAUGCUGUGUGCCUGCAAGCAAACUAAAAACUCUCCGUACUGCGAUGGAUCUCACUUCAGGGUCAUCUUCCAGGAUAUAGUAAAGAAAGUGAAAGGAGUCUUUAAAUGAGCAGCAUUCAACAUGUCUGCAUGGAUGUCAAGGAGCAGUAACUAUACCAGAAUCAAACGGAUAAUAAUCAAUCAGCAGUAUCUAAAUCUUGUCUCAACCAAAAAACAAGUCGCUGUAAAAAUGUGAUGUCAUUUUGUCCUUUUCAUGUAAACGUGCUUAUCCAAUUAUUUAUCAUAUCCAGGGCAUAUUAAGGGCAAUGACUCAGAUUUUGAUUCUAACAUAGGCUAGAUAAAGUCUCUUGUAUUUGGCUAAAUCCAAACCUAAAUGUUAAUAGACAAUCAUUUAUCUGGAACGCAUGGUGGAAAAGUCAUUCUUACAUAUAGAUAUUGUUUCCAUGGUGGGUUUUGAUGGGGAGUUUAAGUCAGUUUUAUAUAGAAUGUAUUCAACUGUAUGUCAUCUGUUUUGUGACUGAUGUGAAUAUCGUAAAAUAAAAGUCGCAAAUUGUAAUAAAAAGUCAUAUUUUGUAUAGCUGUAUGACCCAGUUGUUAUACAUGAUCGGAAAUUAUCUACAAUGUGACACUGCUACUGAAAAGGUAGUUUAUCUAUCUGGUGUAACUUUAACAUGUAAACUGCUCUAAAAAUUCCCAGAAAUACUAGUACAAAUACUCAAUAAAUCUGUGUUCUCUUAGA